Messenger RNA from Impatiens glandulifera, 1639 nucleotides. RefSeq names its product RGG repeats nuclear RNA binding protein A-like. The transcript is spliced from 7 exons. Gene Ontology annotation, molecular function: RNA binding. Gene Ontology annotation, cellular component: nucleus; cytoplasm. Bases 203 to 1342 code for a protein of 379 amino acids. The record is from RefSeq and is a predicted model, not a curated record. Lineage: Eukaryota; Viridiplantae; Streptophyta; Magnoliopsida; Ericales; Balsaminaceae.
UAUAUUAAUCUCUCUCCGGCUAGGGUUUUCAGUUUAAGUGCUCUCUCUCAAAUCUCUCCCAAUCUCUCCCAAUCUUAUAGCUUUUGAGUUACUCUUGCAAGAUCGAACUAUGGGUAUAAGUAGAAACUAAGUUUUUGUUCUUGUUUCAUACUCGAAAAGGAUUUGAGCUUUGAAAUCGUUAUCUCACUUCAAUCGCUAAGAGAUGUCGACCACAAACACGUUUAAUCUUCUGUUGGACGAUGAUAACGAAGAUCCAAGUCAGCUUAUUGCUGCUCAGAUCAAAGUUGUACCUGCGGUGAAGAAGGCCCCUGUUUCUGCUCAGGCUGCUCAGCCAACUAAGCCAGCUUUGUUGCCGACCAAACCUCUUCCUCCUGCUCAGGCGGUGAGGGAUGCUAGGAAUGGUGGUCCACGUGGUGGUGGUGCUGGCGGCGGUCGUGGUGGUGGCAGAGGUUAUGGUCGCCGUGGUGGUCGUGAAGGUGGAUUUAGUAACGACAAUAUCAAUAAUGAGAACUCCUUAAGCACUGGAACUGUUGGUGCUCCUACUGUAUUCAAACCUUUUGAAGAGGCUGAUAGUGGAAGGCCUCGUGGUGGUUAUGUUGUUGGUGGUAGCCGAGGUCGUGGUGGGUAUGGUGCCCGUCGUGGUGGUUUUGAGAAUGGUGAUGCUGAAGGAGGUGAACGCCCUCGUCGUAAUUACGAGAGGCGUAGUGGCACUGGACGCGGGAAUGAGGUUAAGCGUGAUGGUUCGGGGCGUGGAAACUGGGGUUCCCCUACAGAAGAUGUUGUUCCGGAGACUGAAGAGGCAGUUAAUGAAGCUGAAAAAACUGUGGAAACUGAGAAACCUGAACAGGAACAAACUGAAGAUCCUGCUAAGGAGAAUCCUGAAAAGGAAGCUGAAGUGAAGGAGCCUGAGCCUGAGGAGGAUAAGGAGAUGACUUUGGAAGAAUAUCAGAAAGUAUUGGAAGAGAAGAGGAAGGCUUUACUAGCACUGAAAACUGAGGAAAGGAAGGUUCCCGUUGACAAGGAAUUUGCUUCCAUGCAGCUGCUGUCUGGCAAGAAAGCUGAGCCUGAGAUCUUUGUGAAACUGGGUUCCGAUAAGGAUAUUAAGCGUAAGGAAGUCGCUGAAAAGGAGGAGCGAGCUAAAAAGUCUGUGAGCAUCAAUGAGUUUUUGAAGCCUGCUGAGGGAGAAGCCUAUUAUGGUCGUGGGCGUGGCCGAGGAGGGCGCAGGGGUGGUGGUAGAGGCGGAAGUGGUGGUUAUGGUGGCGGCAACAGAUGGGAUGGUGCAGCAGAAUUGGCUGCUCCUUUGAUUGAUGACACAAAUUUCCCUUCCCUCGGUGGUAAAUGAGUGUUGGUUCAUCAGUUCUCUUUCGGUUAUGGGUUCUAAUUUUUAGGGGUAUUUAUUUCCAAUACCAUAAAACUAUUUUCUUUAGGGCCAGCCAACAUGAAAGAAGUUUGUUGUGCUUACAAGAGUGUAUAUUUUUAAGAUUGUGGUGGUUUGUUGGUUGGUUGGAUGGAUGGUUGGUUGUCUUUCAUUUUAAACUUACAAUUGGAUCUUUUUGUUUUUUUAUUUUGUUCUUUUUGGGUUUUAACUAUCAAACAGUUUUGGGUCUCUCUUCUUUUAAUGUUAUUUCAUCAUUUCUUU